GCAGCCAUUUUCUUCGGGGACCGUUAUGCAAACGACUCCUUCAGGGUAGCGAAAGAAAUUUGAAGUGUUUCUGGGUCUGGUUAGCAACUCCGAGGAGAAAAAUGCAUCAGCGUUUAGACUUACAGGUGCCUAGCUCAAGGUGUCUUUUAACUUACUCCCUUCGAUUUUAGGAAGAACUAGUAGUAAUAAGUGCAAAACGUAGGAUACUUAUUACUACCGAUCUAUUAAAACAUGCUAUGUAGAAGGCAGGACUUAGGCUGGAAGGGGCAAGAGGUGGUAUCCUUCCGCCAGAGAUACCCGAGAAUAGAGUCCUGGUCCUUUUAGCCUGGCUGCCAAGGGGUGGGGUGUAGGGCGGAAGUUAUGGCGCAGGUCCGAAGUCUAGCUGCUGAAGGGCGGAAGUAGAAUCCCGAAGUCUUGCAAUCAUGGCUCCAGAAGAGGAAGAUGUAAGAGAUUACAAUUUGACGGAGGAACAGAAGGCGAUCAAGGACAAGUAUCCUCCGGUCAAUCGAAAGUACGAAUAUUUGGACCAUACAGCUGAUGUCCAGUUACAUGCAUGGGGAGAUACCCUGGAGGAAGCAUUUGAACAGUGUGCCAUGGCUAUGUUUGGUUACAUGACAGACACUGGCACUGUGGAACCCCUCCAAACAGUAGAAGUAGAAACCCAAGGAGAUGACUUGCAGUCUCUGCUGUUUCACUUUUUGGAUGAGUGGCUUUACAAGUUCAGUGCUGAUGAAUACUUCAUACCCCGGGAAGUGAAAGUACUCAAUAUUGAUCAAAAAAAUUUCAAGUUACGGUCAAUUGGGUGGGGAGAAGAAUUUUCACUGUCCAAGCACCCUCAGGGAACAGAAGUCAAAGCAAUAACAUACUCGGCGAUGCAAGUCUACAAUGAAGAGAAACCUGAAGUGUUUGUGAUCAUCGACAUUUAAGAUACCAAAGAAAGGAAGAAAAGAA
This is a messenger RNA of Microtus oregoni (creeping vole), 951 nucleotides long. RefSeq names its product zinc finger and BTB domain containing 8 opposite strand (gene Tslig1). Gene Ontology annotation, biological process: tRNA splicing, via endonucleolytic cleavage and ligation. Gene Ontology annotation, cellular component: tRNA-splicing ligase complex. The transcript has 7 exons. The record is from RefSeq and is a predicted model, not a curated record. The coding region runs from base 423 to 926 and encodes 167 amino acids. NCBI's taxonomy places the organism in Eukaryota, Metazoa, Chordata, Mammalia, Rodentia, Cricetidae.